Cajanus cajan (pigeon pea) is the source of this 2715-nucleotide messenger RNA. Lineage: Eukaryota; Viridiplantae; Streptophyta; Magnoliopsida; Fabales; Fabaceae. The record is from RefSeq and is a predicted model, not a curated record.
AUGCAAUUGUUGCGUCUCUCCAUCUCUCAUAUUGUGGCUACUCCUUCUGCAACUGCUGCAAACUCCUCUGCUCUUGUUUCUCACUCAUCUAAUCGUGAGCUCAAGAGUGAACUCCAAAGUGAUAAUUUUAAGCUGCAGCAGGUUGGCAGCAUCAUUCUUGUCAAGCUUGAGGAGCUUCUAGAAUCUUAUACAGUCAAGAAGAAUGUGACAGAAGCUGUAAAAAUGUCAAAGAACUGUAUGAAGGUGUUGGAGCUUUGUGUCAAGUGCAACGAUCACAUUUCUGAAAGCCAGUUUUAUCCUGCUCUGAAAACUAUUGAUUUGCUGGAGAAGAAUUACAUGCAGAAUAUUCCUGCCAGGGCUCUCAAAAGGGUGAUAGAGAAAAAAAUCCCUUCCAUAAAAACUCACAUUGAGAAGAAAGUAUGUAGUCAAGUUAAUGAAUGGAUGGUCCAAAUUCGAAGUUCUUGUAAAAUAAUUGGGCAAACGGCAAUUGGCCGGGCUGCAUCAGUUCGUCAGAGGGAUGAGGAAAUGCUGGAAAGGAAGCGAAAGGCCGAGGAAUUAAAUAUUUCUGGAGUUGAUGAUCAAGCUUAUUGUUUGGUGGAGCUUGAGGAGCUUCUAGAAUCUUAUACAGUCAAGAAGAAUGUGACAGAAGCUGUAAAAAUGUCAAAGAACUGUAUGAAGGUGUUGGAGCUUUGUGUCAAGUGCAACGAUCACAUUUCUGAAAGCCAGUUUUAUCCUGCUCUGAAAACUAUUGAUUUGCUGGAGAAGAAUUACAUGCAGAAUAUUCCUGCCAAGGCUCUCAAAAGGGUGAUAGAGAAAAAAAUCCCUUCCAUAAAAACUCACAUUGAGAAGAAAGUAUGUAGUCAAGUUAAUGAAUGGAUGGUCCAAAUUCGAAGUUCUUGUAAAAUAAUUGGGCAAACGGCAAUUGGCCGGGCUGCAUCAGUUCGUCAGAGGGAUGAGGAAAUGCUGGAAAGGAAGCGAAAGGCCGAGGAAUUAAAUAUUUCUGGAGUUGAUGAUCAAGCUUAUUGUUUGGUGGUUGAAGAAGAUGAAGAUUCUGCUAUGAAGUUCGAUCUCACGCCUCUUUACCGUGCUUGUCAUAUUCAUGGUUGCCUGGGGAUCCGAGAGCAGUUUCAUGAAUAUUACUAUAAGAAUAGAUUGUUACAAUUGAAUUCAGAUUUGGAAAUAUCUUCGGCGCAACCUUUCGUUGAAUCAUAUCAGACAUUUUUGGCUCAAAUUGUUGGGUACUUCAUAGUGGAGGAUAAGGUCCUGAGGACUGGUGGUGGGCUACUAGUACCUGACAAGGUCGAAACUAUGUGGGAAACUGCUUUGGCAAAAAUAACAUCAAUGUUGGACGUGCAAUUCUCCCAUAUGAACUCUGCCACCCAUCUUCUCCUAGUUAAGGAUUAUGUUACUCUUCUUGGGUCUACUCUUAGACAAUAUGGAUAUGACAUUGGUCAACUUCUUGAUGUGCUUGAUAAUAGCUGUGACAAAUACCAUAGACUUCUUUUAGAAGAAUGUCGGAGCCAAACUCAAGAUGUUCUUGGCAACGACUCAUAUGAGCAGAUGGUGAUAAAAAAGGAUACUGACUAUGAGAAUCAUGUUCUGUCAUUUAAUAUUCAAACAUCUGAUAUUAUGCCUGCUUUUCCAUAUGUUGCACCAUUCUCCUCCAUGGUGCCUGAUGCUUGUCGCAUUGUGAGAUCCUUCAUUAAAAGCUCUGUUGAUUACUUGUCUUACGGUGUACGUACUGGUUUCUUUGAUGUUGUGAGAAAGUAUUUGGACAAGUACCUGAUUGAAGUAUUAAAUGAAACUUUACUUGAUACAAUAAAUAGUGGAAAUAUUAGUGUGUCUCAAGCCAUGCAGCUUGCUGCAAACAUAGCUGUUCUUGAAAGAGCUUGUGAUUAUUUCCUUAGACAUGCAGCUCAACUGAGCUGUGUCCCAGUUCGAACAGUUGAGAAGCCCCAAGCUACUUUAACUGCAAAGGUGUUACUGAAGACUUCGAGGGAUGCAGCUUAUAUUACUUUGCUCAGUUUGGUAAACAAAAAAUUAGAUGAAUAUAUGAAUCUUAUAGAAAUUAUCAACUGGACUUCAGAGGAGCCAAAGCCAAAUGGAAAUGAGUACAUAAAUGAAGUGAGUAUUUAUCUUCAAAAUUCCAGUCUUUUCUUUCCUCCCAAGCAAAAUGGUGUAGCUGAACGCAAAAAUCGUCAUUUGGUUGAGACAGCUCGUACUAUUCUCCUUCAUCACAAAGUUCCACUUCGAUUAUGGGGUGAUGCGAUUCUUACUGCCUAUUACUUGAUUAAUCGCAUGCCCUCCUCUGUUCUCAGCAAUCAAAUCCCAUACACCAUCUUGUAUCUACAAAAAGAUCUCUAUCCUGUUCCACUUCAUGUCUUUGGUUGUACAUGUUUUGUCCAAGAUUUCACUCCAGGUAAAGAUAAAUUUUCUGCUAAGUCUCUCAAGUGUAUAUUUCUUGGUUAUUCUAGACUCCAAAAAGGGUAUCGUUGUUUUUGUCCACAACUUCAACGCUAUAUUGAUGUUUCCUUCUUUAAGUCAUCCUCUCCUUUCUUUUCUGAGGAUAUUACUAGUCAUACUUCUUUGGAUGAUCAACCUACUAUUCCAACUCCGGCUCUGGCUGUAGUAACUGAUCCACCACCAUUACUUGUCUAUCAGCGUACGACACGUCAUCCACAGGUGGUUCCAUCUACAACUCCCCCAGCUUCAUAA